UUAAGGUAAGAUUACAGCCAAAACUCCCUAGAUCACCAUGGACUUCUCUUUUCAUUUCCAAACAAUUCAAUUGGCUCUUGUUUUGAUAUUUCUCUAUGGUUUAUGGAGAACCAUGUCUAUAACCAGGGAGAGAAAAGGCAAGAAAAACAGAGUACCUGAACCAUCCGGGGCAUGGCCCUUUGUUGGUCACCUACAUCUCCUAGGUGGCAAAGAACCAGCUUGUAAAAUCCUUGGAGCCAUUGCUGAUAAAGCUGGCUCAAUUUAUUCACUCAGGCUGGGUCUGAACCAAAUAUUAGUGGUGAGUGGUUGGGAAAUGGCAAGGGAAUGCUUGGCUACGAACGACAGAAUUUUUGCUACCAGAGCAAGCAUAGCAGCUGGAAAACACAUGGGUUACAAUAAUGCAAUCCUUGCAUUAGCCCCAUAUGGAGCAUACUGGCGGGACAUUAGAAAGCUGGCUACUCUUCAGCUUCUAUCGAACCACCGGCUUGAAAUGCUUAAGCAUGUCCGGUUAUCGGAAGUUAACAUGUUCUUGAAAGAUUUGCAUAAUAUAUAUGUAGAGAAUGCGAGAAAUCCUUCCAAGGUGACUAUAUGCAAGUUGUUCGAGCAAGUUACGUUCAAUAUAAGCUUAAGAAAGAUAGUUGGGAAGAGAUUUUCAAGCAGCACAUAUGGGGAAGAAAACAGCGAAGCCUGGAGGUACAAAAAGGCCAUAGAAGAAGCUCUAUAUUUGAGUGGGACAUUUGUGAUGUCAGAUGCAAUUCCAUGGUUGGAAUGGAUGGAUUAUAUGGGGCAUAUCAGCGCCAUGAAGAGGACUGCCAAGGAACUUGACGCAGUGAUAAGCACUUGGCUGGAGGAACAUGUUAAAAAACGAUUGUUGAAAGAAGACAUGGAUGGCGAAAGUGACUUGAUGGACAUCAUGCUUGAAAACCUGGCUGAAGAUGCUGUGAUGUCUGGUCAUACGCGUGAUACUGUCAUCAAGGCAACUACUAUGAUUCUAACCCUCACCGGAGCUGGAAGCACAGCAGUUACAUUGACAUGGGCAUUGUCUCUGCUACUAAACAACCCAAGCGUGCUGAAAGCAGCCCAAGAAGAGGUGGACGUUCAUGUAGGGAAAGAAAAGUGGGUGCAAGAAUCAGAUGUUCCCAAACUGAAAUAUCUGCAGGCAAUUGUCAAAGAAACUCUACGCUUAUACCCACCUGGCCCUCUAACAGGAAUACGUCAGGCCAUGGAAGACUGUGAUCUGGGUGGGUAUCAUGUCUCCAAGGGCACACGACUAGUAGUUAACAUAUGGAAGCUACAACGAGACCCUCUUGUCUGGAAAAAUCCAAACCAGUUUCAACCUGAGAGAUUUCUCACAACUCAUGCUCAUAUUGAUGUUAGGGGUCAAAAUUUCGAGUAUAUUCCUUUUAGCUCUGGGAGAAGAUCGUGCCCUGCUAUUACUUUUGGCCUGCAAGUGGUUCACUUAACCCUUGCUCGGCUUCUUCAGGGAUUUGAUUUGACGACGGUUGCAGGCUUGCCUGUGGAUAUGAAGGAAGGCCAGGGGAUUGCUUUGCCGAAAGUUAAUCCAGUUGAAGUGAUUAUCAAACCCCGCCUCGAUUCGGAGCUCUAUCAAUGUCUUUGAAUCAACUACAUGUCGUUUAUAGGUUUGAAAACGUACUAGCCUACCGUGGAAAUAUGUCUACUAGACAUUGGAUUUUAGUGUAACAGUGGCCCAAUAAUUUUAGCUAAUAAAUGUUUGGUCAAUGUAUAAUUGGGCCCCUUUUUAGUGACCAAUAUGAUUAUGAAAGGGUUGGAAUAAUAAUAACGUAUUUAAAUUUUAA
Molecule: messenger RNA, 1817 nt
Organism: Hevea brasiliensis (rubber tree)
Lineage: Eukaryota; Viridiplantae; Streptophyta; Magnoliopsida; Malpighiales; Euphorbiaceae
Product: dimethylnonatriene synthase
Exons: 2
Coding region: 38-1618 (526 amino acids)
Biological process (GO): defense response to other organism
Molecular function (GO): monooxygenase activity; heme binding; iron ion binding
Source: RefSeq, a predicted model, not a curated record